Cyprinus carpio (common carp) is the source of this 1544-nucleotide messenger RNA. RefSeq names its product motor neuron and pancreas homeobox 1 (gene mnx1). Gene Ontology annotation, cellular component: nucleus. Gene Ontology annotation, molecular function: DNA-binding transcription factor activity, RNA polymerase II-specific; sequence-specific double-stranded DNA binding. The record is from RefSeq and is a predicted model, not a curated record. Gene Ontology annotation, biological process: neuron projection morphogenesis; regulation of DNA-templated transcription; spinal cord motor neuron cell fate specification. NCBI's taxonomy places the organism in Eukaryota, Metazoa, Chordata, Actinopteri, Cypriniformes, Cyprinidae.
UGACGCGAGCGAUCCACACCCUCUCGAGAAGCAGUUGACAAGUGGACUUCUGGCUUGCGCACCUUAGCCAAGAUCAUAACUUUAAGGAGAGCAACGGUGACACUCGUAACAUCCUUUUAACGUUGCGAACGACGCGUUAAUCUGAGGUGGGCCAGAUGGAGAAAUCCAAAAACUUUCGCAUCGAUGCGCUUCUGGCCGUCGAUCCACCAAAAGUGCAGACCUCGCCGCUGGCGCUGGUCACCUCCCUGCCCACCUCUUCAGUGUCAUCCUCCUCCGAAAGUGUCCAGGUGUCGGAGUUGAACACGAACUCCGAAGCUCUUCGAGCCGAGACUCCGUCGCCCCCCAGGAUAUCUUCUUGCGGCUUGAUUCCCAAACCGGGUUUCUUGAACUCUCUACAUUCAGGCAUGGUCGGACUACACCCUCAGAGCAGCACCGGGAUCCCCCCUCAGGCUCUCUACGGUCAUCCAAUGUACACUUAUUCAGCAGCAGCGCUGGGCCAACACCCGGCUCUGUCCUACUCAUAUCCGCACGGCUCGCACCAUCACCAUCCCAGUGACCCCCUCAAACUCACCGCCAGCUCCUUCCAGCUCGAUCACUGGCUGAGGGUCUCCACUGCGGGGAUGAUGCUGCCUAAAAUGGCAGAUUUCAAUGGCCAGGCGCAGUCAAACUUGCUCGGGAAGUGCAGAAGACCAAGAACCGCGUUCACAAGCCAGCAGCUCCUUGAACUUGAGCACCAGUUUAAGCUGAAUAAAUAUCUAUCGAGACCAAAACGCUUUGAAGUGGCCACAUCAUUAAUGCUAACAGAGACACAGGUGAAAAUCUGGUUUCAGAACAGGCGCAUGAAGUGGAAGCGCAGUAAAAAGGCUAAAGAACAAGCCGCUCAGGAGGCCGAGAAGCAAAAAGGUAAAGGAAGCCAGGACAAAGUGGACGGACUGGAGAAGGACUACCAGAAGACAGAUUCUGUGAAAAGGAACAGAAUACGGGACUUUAGGGACAGUGACGACGAAGAAGGAGACAAUUACAUGCUGAAUUCAUCUGAUUGUUCCUCCGAUGAUGAACGAACCAAUGCCAGUGAUAUCAGUCCACAACCAUGAGACUUCGUUUCCAAAGAGACACUUAUAUAAGCGAAGUAUGUGAUUUGCAUGUGUUAUCAUCUUGCAGUCAUUAUGGAAAUGCUGAGAUGGACGCCCACAUGAGCUGUUUGUAUACUUACAAACACUGACUACUGAUAGCUUCUGAAGGUGAAGCCUGAUGCAGAGCAUGUGGUAAAAUGCAUUACAUCAAGCAAAAUAGAUUAGUAGGCCUAUCAGAUAAUAAUUCGCACCAUCAAGAUGUUCCUAUCUGAUAACCACUGUGUUAAUUUCUGAACUCAAGUGGGAUGAAAAAAAAUCAGUUGUUGUUUUAUCUACACCCAGAACCAUAGCCUAUGUGAUCUGUUUAUUUUUAUACAAUGUAAUUUAUAACGAAAUUGCUUUUAAAAUGCAUGUAAAUUAUUGUGUCGGUUUAUCAGUUACACUCUGUGAAUAAAAUGAUUUUUUUUCUAA